AUGUUUGGCCCACGAUGCCAAGUGCCACUGCCGUCAGCCUCCCGGCACCCUUCCGCGCGAAGACUGGGGCCCUUGCCGCUUUUAUGGCGCCUUGCGGUCCUUGCGGUCCUCUUCAUGCUCCUGGAGACGGCCCUCGGCACGGUGUCCUGGGCAAGCCCAAUUUGGAGGGGUAGCGGGGCGAGCGACUCCGCAGUGCUCCUGAACUCCACGUACUCCAAUGCCUUGGGCAGCUGCCAGGUGGUCGUGUGGCCGGAUGGGCGAAUGGAGUUUGAGCUACAUGGUUUCGGCACUGCUGACACCACCGGCAAGAUGCUGCGAGACUGUCGGGCUGCGAUGAAGCGAAUCGAUGGCUCGGUCAACUGCACAGCGCUGGUUGACAUGAGGAUGGGCUUGGGUUGUUCACCCCUAGCAGUGCCAGUGAUCUCUCGUUUCAUGCGGGACGAGGGCCCAAGAAUUCAGUACUCAGCCGUACUUGGGCCCAGACCACUCAUGGCACUGGCCCAGACCAUUGCAACUGCGGUGCAUCAGACGGGCGUCGCCUUCUUCAUACACCGGCAUGAUGCAGAAAAAUGGUGCCAGAUCCCCACGCGGCAGCAGAGGCCGGCAGGAACACUCUUGCCCCUCGCAGCUGAUGACACGCCAAAUGCGUGCUAUGACGACAUCACAGCGGAGGACAAGGCAGAGGCUGACAAGUAUGGCAAGCUUAUGGGAGAGAAGGCCCUGGCCAUCCUCUCCAAGUGA
Messenger RNA from Symbiodinium sp. CCMP2592, 741 nucleotides. The record is from the annotation of a GenBank genome assembly. Lineage: Eukaryota; Dinophyceae; Suessiales; Symbiodiniaceae.